Molecule: messenger RNA, 1698 nt
Organism: Punctularia strigosozonata HHB-11173 SS5
Lineage: Eukaryota; Fungi; Basidiomycota; Agaricomycetes; Corticiales; Punctulariaceae
Exons: 2
Coding region: 1-1698 (565 amino acids)
Cellular component (GO): membrane
Molecular function (GO): calcium ion binding
Source: RefSeq, a predicted model, not a curated record
AUGAUCUUUCUCCUUCUAACAUACUUUGCGAUCGCCGUUACGGCCCAUGUCAUUGUCCUUCACCCCAUCCAGGAUCAACUGCCACUGAUUGCUCGAGUCAACUCAACCUACACUUGGUCGCUGUCUUCGAACACCUUUGCCUCCACAGAUGGAGCCGCGCUCGCCUACACGACUACCCCGCUUCCUCCCUGGCUCACCUUUCAUCCUGAUAAUUUGGAGUUCCGUGGCAUUCCGGACGAAGACGGCGCUAUCGACGUGACUGUAACCGCGCGGAACGGACAAUAUGCGGCGGCCUCCUCCUGGACUUUGAUCACCGUGUCUACGCCUCCCCCAUCUGUCGCAUUGUCCAUUGCGUCACAGUUCUCAGCGUCCAGCCCAUCAAUUUCGUCCGUCUUUCCGAUUUCAUUCGGUUCUGCUCUGUCAACCCCGAAUCCUUCUCUGCGCAUACCACCAGACUGGUCUUUUAGUGUUGGCUUCCAUUGGGACACCGUAACCUCUUCUAGUAAGAUCUUCUACGGCGCUCUUCAAGCCGAUGGUUCGCCGAUCCCGUCCUGGAUCCGGUUCAAUCCCAACACGGUCACCUUGAACGGUGUCACGCCGACUAUCCGAGAAGCCCCGUCUCUCUUGUCCUUGGUUCUUCAUGCCUCUGAGCAUGACGGGUAUUCGUCCGUGAUAUUACCUUUCGACCUUGUGAUCGCAGCACACGAACUUUCUAUGCCUAUGUCCUCCUUGCCAACAAUCAACGUGACAGCCGGGGCACCCUUUAACCUCAGUCUCACAUCGUCCGCGGACUUCAUGGGCGUAUCGUUGGAUGGAAAGGCGAUAGAUUCCUUCAAUAUAUCAGAUCUUUCAAUCGAUGCAUCAUCCUACGGAUCUUGGCUUCAAUAUGACAGAGGUAGCAGGACAUUAAGCGGCAGUCCAGCACAGUCUACGGAGACCAUCCUACUCCCUGUUUCCAUCAUUGCCGCCAAUCAAACCUUGCACACGAAUGUUUCUCUGGCGCAAGUUGCCUCAUUCUUCUCUACCAGUUCUAUUCCUCCGAUAUUGGGUGAACCUGCGGGACUGGUCAAUUUCGAUCUCAAGCCAUUCUAUGCUCACGGCAGUACGCUCACAGCGGCUGACGGGUCCGUAAACCUGACAGCCGCGUUUGAUCCUGACGUAUAUUCUGACUAUCUUGCCUUUGACCCUGUUGCUGGUGUGCUGGCUGGCCGACUUCCGGAUGGCGACCCUAGCCACCCCCGUGUCACCGUUACGUUCGCAGCUUACUCCUAUCUGACGCAUUCGAUUUCGCAUACUUCGCUGAACAUUUCGCUCACGGGUUCUGCUUAUAAGGAUGACCAGGAUGCCCACCGCGAAGACGCUUCCAAUAGGCACGUUGAAUUGGGACUCGAAGUUGCAGGCGCGAUACUAGGGGGCAUGGUUUUGUUCGCUAUCUUACUCGCGGCGUUCAGGCGAUAUGCGAAACUCGACGAUCCCGUAGUUGGAGGUCAAGAAGGGCGGAAGGGCUAUAGUCUGGACGAGAAAAGAUGGUAUGGCAUGGAAGAGGGCAAUUCCUUCGACAAGAACUCCUUGAUGGACAACCCGGUUACGCCCGUACAGCCUACUCCAAGCGUUUAUCCUCUGCGAGACCCCGGUCUAUAUGGGACCCUGACUAGCGGAGUACGCGGGAUCGUCGCCGCGGACAAGAACGACCAGUAA